Oryza sativa Japonica Group (Japanese rice) is the source of this 1240-nucleotide messenger RNA. RefSeq lists its product as uncharacterized. Gene Ontology annotation, molecular function: S-adenosylmethionine-dependent methyltransferase activity. NCBI's taxonomy places the organism in Eukaryota, Viridiplantae, Streptophyta, Magnoliopsida, Poales, Poaceae. The record is from RefSeq and is a predicted model, not a curated record.
GCUACCCACAAGGCCACAAAUCCAAUCCCAUGGUCGCCCCAACCACCACCGCUGCAUCGCCGCCGGCGAUGGACCGGCGAGUCCAGCGGCUGGUCAGCGGCGUCGCCGCCGCCGCGGCCACCGUCUCGCUCCUGUACCUCAUCUCCCACGCCUCCACCUCCUGCUUCCCCGGCGCCACGACGCUUCCCCUCGCCCGCUUCCCGCGAACCUCCUGCGACGCCGCCUCCCGCCGCGUCGUGCCGCCGGGCCGCCGCCUCGCGAAGCUCCGCGCCUCCGCGCGCUGGCGCCGCCGCUCCGUGGCACUGGCAUCCUCCUCCGCAUUCGCCUCGCUCCGUGGCCUCCGCCUUCUAGCUGGCUCCUCCCGUGCCCUCUGCCUGGCCGCCGGCGCCGGCCACGCCGUCGACGCGCUCCGCGCCGAGGGGGUCGGUGACGUCACCGGGAUCGACUUCGUCGACUUCCCGCCGCUCGUUCGCCGCGCUGACCCCCACCACCUCCCCUUCUCUGACGGCGCCUUCGACCUCAUCUUCUCCGACGACCCCGCGGGGUUCUCCGGCGCCCUCUUCCCGUCCAGGUUCGCCGCGGAAGCCGAGCGCGCCGUCCGUUCUGGAGGCACCAUCGCGCUCGCCGUCGAUCGGCACCUCGAUCCGUCGGCCGUCGCGGUGCUCUUCAAGAGGUCCCGCAUUGUAGACCAGAGGGAUCUCACCAUGGAUGGAUCACAGAGUUAUGCUGGGGUUACCAGCUUUACAUUCAACCCAGAGCACACAAGGCAAAAAGAGGAGGGCAACCAAAAUGCCAGAAAGCAGGGUAGAAAAACAGCUUAUAUCUAAUCGAAGCAGAAAAAACCACAACCAACUCCAGAACAGUACUCCUUAAGCAGUGAACAGUCUCUUGCAACGCUGCUAUCAGGGACUCCAAGGAACUGAAGGGAACAAUCUCACACUGUCUCAGCGACACCUUACACUGCAACAAAAGAUGAUAAGAAAAGGAAUUGUUAGGGGGGUUAGAACCAGCUUGUGUCUGAAAAUAAUGCCAUUUCACACAAUCCAGAGUUGCCAAUACGCUGCAAGACGAAGCAUAAUCUUAACUCUAGAAAGUUGAGAUCCAGUUCUCCCAAUGUCAAGGUUAAAAGAAUCCUGAAAGCUAAUAUAGGGAUCAUAUCCCACCCCAAGGCAACCCGACAAACACACCAAAUGAAUGUGUCUAUAGGGCAAGUAAAUGAAAUGUGAUUUGCAUCCUCUAA